GGAUCAACUCCUCAUCGGAUCUUCUUGCAAGAAGAUCCUCCGCAGCAUCAUUAUAUUGUAUUCCCAUCUAUCUCUUGAUUCUCUUCUGCAUCGCCAAUUCGCCUUCAUCUCCAAUUCACCAGAAGACACUGCGGAUCAAUUGGCGUGCAUCGACUCGAUUCGCUAAACCGUUUAAUUGUGUUCGAUCGGAGAAGCGUUAGAAAGCUGCCCAUUUUUCUAUCCCAUGUAUUGAAGGUCCCGGAAUUCCGAUGAGCAUGUCUGGCGCUGGAGAGGUCGUGGGGCAUGUGAAUUUUCCGGCGAUGGCUGAGAAAGACCGGCGCAGUUGCUGCAACCCUGUUAGGAAACCCGGGCCUGUCUCCAUGGACCACGUCUUGUCAGCUCUGGGGGAGAGCAAGGACGAGAGGGAUCUCAGAAUCAGGAGCCUGUUCAGUUUCUUUGAUUCCGACAAUGCUGGGUACUUGGGUUAUACCCAAAUUGAGAAGGGCUUGUCCGCUAUGCAAAUCCCGGCAGACUACAAGUUUGCCAAGGAGCUGCUAAGGGUGGUCGACGCCGACAAGGAUGGGAGGGUGGAUUAUCAGGAGUUCAGGAAAUAUAUGGAUGAUAAGGAGCUAGAGCUGUAUCGAAUCUUCCAAGCCAUUGAUGUAGAGCACAACGGCUGCAUAUUGCCCGAAGAGCUCUGGGAUGCCCUAGUGAAGGCUGGGAUUGAAAUUGAUGAUGAUGAGCUUGCACGAUUUGUGGAGAGAGUUGACAAGGACAAUAAUGGCAUUAUAACUUUUGAAGAAUGGAGGGAUUUUCUUCUACUCUACCCGCACGAAGCCACCAUUGAAAACAUAUACAAAUACUUGGAGAGGGUGUGCUUGGUAGAUAUUGGUGAACAAGCUGUGAUUCCGGAAGGAAUCAGCAGGCAUGUCCAUGCGACUAAAUAUUUGCUUGCUGGGGGAGUUGCAGGCGCUGCUUCACGUACAGCAACUGCUCCAUUGGACCGUCUUAAAGUUGCCUUACAAGUUCAGACCACACGUGCUUCCAGCAUAAAUGUAAUAAAAACCAUAUGGAAGGAUAGUGGGGUUUUUGGUUUUUUUCGGGGAAAUGGAUUAAACGUUUUAAAGGUUGCUCCUGAGAGUGCCAUAAAGUUUUAUGCAUAUGAAAUGCUGAAGAAUGCGAUUGUAAGCGCCAAGGGAGGGGAACAGGGUGAUAUAGGAACCUCCGGGAGGCUUGUUGCUGGUGGAAUGGCUGGGGCAGUAGCACAAGCUGCUAUUUAUCCAAUGGAUCUUGUGAAAACCCGGUUACAGACUUUUGCGUGUGAAGGUGGGAAGGCCCCAAACUUGGGACAGUUAUCCAAAGAUAUUUGGCUUCAUGAGGGUCCCCGGGCGUUUUACAGAGGACUUGUGCCCUCUAUUCUUGGGAUGAUUCCAUAUGCAGGCAUUGAUCUGGCUGCAUAUGAGACUUUGAAAGACUUAUCAAGGACAUACAUUCUCCACAAUGAUGAACCUGGUCCUCUCGUGCAACUGGGCUGUGGGACAAUAUCAGGAGCCCUAGGAGCAACAUGUGUUUACCCGUUGCAGGUUAUUAGAACCAGAAUGCAAGCACAACCAAUGCAUGCAAAUACUCCAUACAACGGAAUGCGUGAUGUGUUCUUGAGAACGUUUAGGCACGAAGGAGUCAGGGGCUUUUACAAAGGACUCUUUCCCAAUCUUCUAAAAGUGGUACCGGCAGCAAGCAUUACAUAUCUUGUUUAUGAAAAAAUGAAAAAGAGCUUAGAUCUUGAGUAGCUGACACACCACUGAAAGCAAAUGAGCAGAGUGGACGAUGAUGAUGAUGAUGAUGAGAAAUAAGAUUGUUAAUCAUAU
Molecule: messenger RNA, 1847 nt
Organism: Cuscuta campestris
Lineage: Eukaryota; Viridiplantae; Streptophyta; Magnoliopsida; Solanales; Convolvulaceae
Source: the annotation of a GenBank genome assembly